Messenger RNA from Cooperia oncophora, 1608 nucleotides. The record is from the annotation of a GenBank genome assembly. Lineage: Eukaryota; Metazoa; Nematoda; Chromadorea; Rhabditida; Trichostrongylidae.
AUGGGAGAACGACGAUAUAUGGAGCACUACGACCCUCGCACUAGAAAUACGGACCUAUCACUCUGUGCCAAGAUUUAUGACCUGUUUUCUCACUCCGACCCUCAUCGAUCAGAUGCUUUCCCAGGAGCCAGAAAAAUGGAGGCUGAGAUUCUAAGGAUGUCGCUAUCCAUGUUUCAUGGUGGUCAGGAAGCCUGUGGUGUUGUUGCUGGUGGUGGAACUGAAGUGACGUUGUUAGCAUGCCUCGCUUAUCGAAAUCGCGGCAUUGCAAGAGGAAUGUAUCAUCCAGAGAUAGUAGCUCCUUCCACGGCUCAUCCAGCGCUAGACAAAGCAGCAGAACUCUUCGGGAUGACCAUAAGAAGAAUUCCAGUCAGAGAAGACGAUCGUGUACAUGCUGCAGCUGUGAAGCGUGCGAUCGGACCUCACACAUGCAUGGUGGCACAACGAUUUGGCGUUCCUCUCCAUGUCGAUUGCACUCUUGGUGGUUUUCUUCUACCUUUCAUGGAAUACUGCGAUUAUUCCAUUCCUACAUUUGAUUUCCGUUUACCUGGAGUCACUUCCAUAUCGAUUGAUCUGCAUCGUUAUGGCCAGGCGCCAAGGUCUUGUUCGGUCCUUAUGUACCGUGACCAGUCGAUGCUUCGCCAUCAGUGCUACUGUAAUAGCGAUUGGCCAGGUGGUGUCUAUGCAACUCCCACUCUCGCUGGUGGUCGUGAUGGGGGUGCCGUGGCCACCGCAUGGGCUACUUUACUUGGAAAGGGUCGCGAUAGUUACAUUACUGCAUGCCAUCGAGUAGUGGAAACCACUCGACGUCUAGCAGAUCUGCUUUCGGAUAUCGACGGAAUCACAUUGAGAGGGGCAGCUGAUCUAUGCAUUGUAGCGUUUGAAACUACUCUUGGCGACAUCUAUGUUCUGGUCGAUUUCAUGACUACUAAAGUGGCACAACGAUUUGGCGUUCCUCUCCAUGUCGAUUGCACUCUUGGUGGUUUUCUUCUACCUUUCAUGGAAUACUGCGAUUAUUCCAUUCCUACAUUUGAUUUCCGUUUACCUGGAGUCACUUCCAUAUCGAUUGAUCUGCAUCGUUAUGGCCAGGCGCCAAGGUCUUGUUCGGUCCUUAUGUACCGUGACCAGUCGAUGCUUCGCCAUCAGUGCUACUGUAAUAGCGAUUGGCCAGGUGGUGUCUAUGCAACUCCCACUCUCGCUGGUGGUCGUGAUGGGGGUGCCGUGGCCACCGCAUGGGCUACUUUACUUGGAAAGGGUUGGCAUGUCGAUCCACUUUUGUCUCCUGAGGCAGCUCGUGUGCCGGUUACUUUGAGAAUGUGUGAAGAAGGUGUACUUGAAGCUUUUGUUGAAGAUGUCAUUGAAGGCCUUCGCUACCUCGGCGAAAACCCUACCAAAACAACAAAGACCUCGGCGUUCUAUCACAUGUUGCAAACGGUAGCGGAUCGUUGUCUUGUGGAUGAGCUAUCCUUGAUUCGACUGCAGGCGCACUAUAGUAUUCCACCCCCACUGGACCGCGAGCAUCGUUCAGUACGUGCGCUGAGCGAAUACGGCCGAAAAAUGAGCACAUUGGAGAGAGAUGGUUCGAAAUUGUCGUCAGAGAAGAUGCAGUAG